This is a messenger RNA of Saccostrea cuccullata (small rock oyster), 16259 nucleotides long. RefSeq names its product titin-like. The coding region runs from base 35 to 16210 and encodes 5391 amino acids. The record is from RefSeq and is a predicted model, not a curated record. Lineage: Eukaryota; Metazoa; Mollusca; Bivalvia; Ostreida; Ostreidae. The transcript is spliced from 72 exons. Gene Ontology annotation, molecular function: protein kinase activity; protein binding; ATP binding. Gene Ontology annotation, biological process: protein phosphorylation.
UAUAGUUGUAGAUGAACGGGUAGAACACGAGCUCAUGUCGGUCCAUGAGAUGAAGUUUGAAGUGGGCGGUCUCUAUGACCAACAAGACGAUGACAAGAUCCCAAUAGACGUCCAAUUCGAUUCAUUCAUCGAACAAAUCACAGGCAAAGAAGGCCAUUUCAACAUCUCAUCAUCUCUCGAGGGAAUCGAAAAUCAGAAGAAUGAGAAGGGGAGAAACGGAAUCCAAAUCACCACCGAAAUAAACAACGAGAAAAACUUGAACGAAGAAAAUAAAAUCUCAGCAGAUGUCAAAUGCGAUGACAGUGGGAUUGGGCUGGAUCUUGAUAAAUCCAGAAUGUCCUCAACAGAGGAGAUGAUGGAUGAAGCAGAUGGCCAGACGAACAGACACGGUAUGAAAGGAAAAACUUUACAGAAGGACUUACAAGAUGGAGGCUCCAUCGAUAAAGCAGAGAUCUAUGGCGAAAAGGAACCUUCAGUAACGAUACAACCAAAACGUCGAUUUUCUGAUCUUGAUGUUCAUUUGAAAAUGAUGGGCGAUAAAGCCUAUCCGUUUUUCCAACCAAAUCCGGAAGAAUAUCCAGAAAUAGAUGGACCAACAAACACAAAAGACAUUGCAGCUGAAUCAGAUCAGUUAGAACUUAAACAUGAGGUACAGACGGAUAACUGUAAUCAGGAAGAAGAGAGUGGACUCUCAUUGAAACAAGAUUCUCAUCUCGAAAGUAAAGAAAACAAUGAUGUUGUUUUAACUCCUGUGUUGGAUGUGGACAUUGAUAAUACUUCGAAAGAACACGAUUUGAAACCCGAUUUAGAAUCUGUAAACGAGAACUCAACAGACAAGGAAGUAAAGAAUAGUGAGCAAGAGGAUAAAGUAUCGAAGACAGAAAAUCCCACAGAGGAGAAAGACGACAAGGAAGAAACUGAAGCAACAGAAAAAGAUCCAGAAGAUGCAGACCUUCUCGAUGAUAUGCUGGAAUAUCUGAAGAAUAAUAGGAAAGGUUCUAGGCGAUCAAUGACUACGGAUAGCGGCUUGGGAGACGAUGAUUACAGGGACAGCUCUCCCGAUUCUGAUUGGGAAAGCCAAGAACAUCGGCGGAAACGGUCACAAGACAAUACAGACCAUCACUCGAAAGCAAAGCCAUCCGUCUUGAGCAAACAAUUGAACAAGAUGAAAAUACCGAAGAUUUUGAUUGAAGAAAGCGAUGAAGUGGAAGAACACGAUUUUGUAUAUCCUGAAGUAGCAACCGAAUCACACACGGAAGUAGAGCCCACCGUAGCGGUUCCUGAAGUUCUAGAUUCACCGAGAUCUCAUACCGAGGAGGUUAACGAGAUGGACAAAGAGAAUAUCGAACCAAUCCAAAAAUCACAACCAGAAAACGUAAUGAGGGUAGAGGUGGAUGUAAACCAAGGCAACAACAACAUCGAGAGCAUUAUAUCCGCAAAUGUAAUUUCAUCUGAAGAAGCACCGUGUUCCAAAGUUGAUUUAAUAGAAGAAAAAGAAACAGAAGUAGAAGAGAAUGAGAAAAGAGAAAUACAGAAGCAAGAUCUUCAUGUUCCUAUUGUUCACGCUGAGCUUGAGUCAGAUAUCGAGACUGCUAGCGAAAUUGGUAAUAUGACCGAACUUUACGAGACAGCAGAUGAUACUGAAUAUGAAAAACGACUCGCUACACAAGUAGAGUCUGAUCUCGGAACCAGCAUGGAAAGUAUUACAAACAAGGACGACGAUGAGAGACUCAGGAUUCUUGGUAGAAGAUAUGAACUGAAUACCAGCAGCAGGGAGAGCAGUAUGCCUGUUAGUGAUUACGAUUUCCAGUGUCGGAAAGAUUCCUUACGAAACGACAGGCGAUCCACUCUCAGAAAGCAGUACAUGAUCGUGGAUUCUGACGAAGACGAUGAUACUCAUAGUCUUCGUCCCGUGCAUGAUGAUGAUUACUUUGCAAGCACAGAAUCCUUGGGAAUAGGUGUAUCCAGAGAGAGUUUGGACAAAACAUUCUCCCAGUUGGAAUUAUUAUGCGGAGAAGUUAUUCCUGAGACAGAUGAAAAUGUUCUUUCAAGAAGUGGUUCCAGAGAUGACGGUUGCGAUCCAACUGAAAACGAUAAUAAGGGUUUUCAGAUGCUUGAUAAAAAUCAACAGAAUCCGAAUAUCUUUACAGAGUGUUCAGAAUCUGCAUAUUCUGAGAGUUUGUCGUCUGAACCUGAGGACAUUGAGGAUAUUCUAUCAAAGAAAGCAAAGGAAAUUCAGCAAGAAAUGGAUACUCUUAGUCUUGCAUGGAGAGAGGAAGAAUCUGUUGAAAACCAGAUGUCAAAUGAUGUAGAAAAGCUUCAGGACACAAAACCAGAAGUCCCUAACCAGAUUAUCCACACAGAGGUUGGUGAUAAAGUACAGAUCAAAUCGAGGAAUCAAAGUUUUGUUAGAGAAUCUGAAAGACCACAAGAAACAACUGAAGAUUCUUUUGCAUCUUCUCCAUUGUCUGAAAAGGCAAAACUGACAGAGUUGAACGAAGAUUCUUCCUUUAAGGCAAAACUAUCUAACAAAGAGGUCUCUUCGACUAGAGAAAAUGUUUUGAAAGAAAGGGAAGGAAAAUUGAAUGCUAUUGAAGAUAUUUCUGAAGAGCAAAUGAAAAUGGCAAUAGAAAAUGAGAAAGACUCUCUUUUUGCUCAAGCUAACAAGACCAAAGAGCAAAUACAAGAAUCGUUAAAUACUUCCAGUACAGAUUCAACCAAACAGGAAAAAAGUACUGUCAAUGAACAAGAACCAGUUGAACAGGUCGAAGAAGGUGUCAUUGCUUCUACAGAUUCAGCCAAACAAGAACAAAGCUCUGUAACUGCACAUAAACCAGGUGAACAGGUUGAGGAAGGCAUCAUUGUUCCUCAGCUUGAAGAGCCAAAGGAAACUAUACCAAAGUUUGUCGACCUACCUAAAGAUGCCAUCCCUCAACAGCCAUCUGAUGAGUUUAAUAUACUGGCAGACGUAGACACAGACGAAAUGAAGUACCGAACUCCAAUGGACGAUUUCCUGAUGUCCACCAGCAAAGUCUCCAGCAAAAGGAAGCAGACGAGACCUAUUAUUUUGUCUGCGUCAUCUGACGUCACAAUCAAAGAAGGCCAAUGUCUGGUACUGGAAUGGGAAAUCACAGGAAACCCCGAACCAAAGGUUGAAUUGUAUAAGGAUGGCGCCCUGCCCCGCUUCUGUAAUGGGGACGGUCUAUUCCACGACUCGGACUUUGUUACGUUGGAGGUGCUCCACAGCUCACCCAGUGACACUGGCUGCUACGAGCUCCACCUUACCAACGAAUUAGGAACUGACGUCAGCUUAAUCAACGUCAUCGUGACGGAGAACUCUCGUGAGGGAUCUUUGGUCUGGGAGAAGCCUCUCGAGAGGGCAAAUUCUCCACCAACGUUUACGGUGACUCCGGGUGACGUCAAAAUUAUCGAUGGACAAACUAUUGUUCUAAAAGCCAGUGUUGAUGGUUAUCCUAAGCCUUCCAUUCAGUGGCUAAAAGAUGACGACGAUCUUCAGGAAAGUGCCCACUGUGACGUCAUAGAGGAAGCCACCUACAGUUGCCUUGUUAUCCCUAAUCCUACACAGGAACAUGUCGGUCAAUACAUCUGUAGGGCGGUCAAUACGGAGGGAGUGUGUGAGACAGUAUUUGCGGUCACCAUGGACAUGGGUGAUGAAAUGAAUAACAUGAAGCCAUUGGAACUAGUAGAGCCAUCACACGUAAAACCGAUAUUUGAAAAUCUGUCAGAGGGUACAUUGAAGUUCUCCCCCAAAGUCAGGCUGGAGAUUACGGAAUCCGAGGAUUCCUUCUGCAAAAAGUUUGAAGUAUGUUCCAAAGUCAUUGACGCUUUAAACGACGUCAUCCUGGAAAAAGGUGACGUGGUGGACGUCUUGGACAGAACCAAGGGCUCCCAUUGGCUGGUCAGGAAAGAACACGCGAAAGACGAGGUGUGCUAUGCUAGUCCAGAGAAUUUAAAACCAUGUUUAGGAAAAGAGAGAACAGACCCUAAAGAACUGGAGAGCAAUGUCUGCAUUGAAAAAGUGGAAGAAAAGAAAAGGAAGCUGGUACAGGACCUGCUGGACAGUGAGACUGACUAUGUGUGUGAUCUCAGGGACCUGAUAGAGAACUACUUCGAUGUCGCCGACGACGAGUUCCCCGACAAAAGCAAAGGAAAAGACAUCUUUAGGAAUGUGGAAGCACUCUAUCAGUUCCAUCAUAAAAAAUUGCUGCCAGAAUUGAUUGCUGCAAAAAAUGAACCCGAAAAAGUGGCAUAUGUAUUCCUUAAAAAGAGGGAAAGCUUCUCUGAGUAUCUACCAUACCUUGCUGGUAAAAAUAAAGCUGGUGAAAGCUUGGAGUCUAAGGAACUGAAAAAAUUCCUACAGGACUAUAGUAAGAGCAUUGGGGAUGAAAGUGACACUCUCCAGGAACUGUUGGAUAGACCAGUGGAAAGAAUCCAUGAAUACAUGGAUCUCUUAAAGAACUUGAUCAAGUUCACUAAGGCUGGGGGUGGGGACUGUGUGGAGCUGUUGAAGGCAGUCAGUAUGCUGAGUGACAUCUGUCGAGAGGUGGAGAACAUCAUGUUACUGGACAAUAUGGAGGGCUGGGAGAACCCAGAGCCUGCUCACUGUGUCAUAUCACACGAGACAGCUACAGUAUGGAGUGGGGAGGCAGAAGUGGGAGAGGAUUGUCAUAUCUUCCUGUUCCCUGAGAAGAUGGUCAUAGCUCGCAGCACAGAGGGGAAGGACACUGCACCAGGGGGCGUGGUCCGCCUCAAGUUUGAUCAAGAGAUCCAGUUGCGGACCGUUGCUCUGUGCGAGGAUGACUCGGGGAGGAGUCUGGCAUUGUGGGAUGCGUCGCUAGAAGACGAGGAAUCUCCAGCUUCAUUUUUGACAUUGGAAACAAGUUCUCCGUUCUCAAAACAAACACUUGUGAGAGACAUACAGGAGGCUCAGGAGAAACUAGGAGUUAAUGUAGAAAAACCUUCCAAGAUGCCAGAACACAGAAAAAUCGCAACCAAGACCCCCAAAGUCAAAUCUUCAGCUGUGAAAAGGGCGGAGACUGCAGACAAUGUCUCACUGGCUAGCUCUGACGAUUUCAAGAUCAUAGACACCAGUCAUGAUAUACAACCAGAAUUUGAAGAUGGAACAACUAGACCAAUCUUCAGGAAAAAACUUAAGAAAACAGUUGUAUCAGAGAACUCUACGGCCAGACUGGAGUGUGUUGUUGUCGGUAUACCACAACCCAAGGUGUUAUGGCUGAAGAACAACCGACCACUAAAGAGCACAGACAUGUGUCGAGUUCUCUCAGAGGGGAACGUCCACGUCCUGGAAUUCCCCAAAACCAAGAAAGAGGACACUGGACUCUACACAGCUAGAGCCAUGAACGUCAAUGGAUCUACCAUAAGCUCUGCCGAGCUACUCGUCGGAAAUGCCCAGCCUUCCAGUUUGAAGAAAUACAAGGAAGGUUUGGCUGAGGAGGAGUUCCAGACUCCGGCCUACUUCUUCCAGAUGAACAGUUGUCAGGUGGAGGAAGGAAGACUGGCUCGUUUCGACUGCCGCGUGGUGGCUCACCCCAAACCAGAAAUCACCUGGAUGAAGGAUGGUAAGGUGGUACAAUCUGGUGAUCGAUACAAACUCCUGAACUAUAACAAUGAGAUUUACUCCCUGCUGGUACAAAAUGUGGAGAUGGGGGACACAGGUCGCUACACCUGCUGGGCUCACAACAAGUAUGGGGAGGCCAUGACAGAGGCUUACCUCAAUGUCAUAGCUCUUGAAGAACAACUAGAAGAUGCAGAUAUUGCUCCGAAGUUUUUGACAAAGUUUUACGACCAGACAAUCACAGAAGGUUUGCCAACCACUUUCCAGUGUAUGAUAGCAGGAAAACCAAUGCCAGUUGUCAGGUGGUUGUUGAAUGACCUGGAGAUCAAAUCCUCAGACAAUGUACAGAUCCAGCAGCAGGAGAACAUCUGUAGUCUGUCCAUCAGGAAGUCACUGACCAAGGACGCCGGGACCUACUCCUGUCAUCUGAAGAACUCCCUAGGGGAGGCAGUGUGUAGUGCAGGGCUGACGAUGCUAGAUCAGAGCAUCAAAGGGGUCCCCAUGCUGCCCAAGUUCUUAAAGAGAAUAGAUGAUGUCACAUCAACAGCUGGGGGGCAGAUGGUGUAUGAGGUGGUGGCAGUAGGUGAACCAAAACCUAAAGUCUCCUGGCUGUACAACCACAAACCAAUAUCUGAAACUCACAGAAGGUUUCAGAUGAGCCAGGAAGCAGACACCUACAAACUGACCUUGAAUGACCUUCGACAGGAGGAUGAGGGCAAAAUCACAUGUAAGGCCGUGAACUCUGAGGGUGAGGUGUACUGCAGCAGUAAACUGACUGUCAAACGUGCUCCAAUGGAAUUCAAAGAGGAUCAACCAAGUUUCAGGCAAAAAGAUUUUGAUGCCAAAUAUGGCUGUGCCCCCACCUUUAUUAAGAGAAUGGAAAACAUUUAUGCAGCGGAUGGAAAAUCUAAAUCUGCCAAGUUUGAGUGUAAAGUUAUGGGCAUACCAGAACCCAAUGUCACAUGGUAUAAGGAUAACAAACCCCUGACUCCUGGCUCUCACUACUGGAUAAAUCGAGACGGGGGUAACUGUACGCUGACAAUACGAGAUGUGAUGGAUUCGGAUACUGGACAGUAUACAUGUAAAAUCAAUAAUCCGGCUGGAGAAACCAGCUGUACUGCAUCACUGGAACUACCAAGUACAAAGAUGAAGAAGGACUCAUCAGUGGAUGGAGAGUACUCUCCCUUUGCCAGACGUUUCUCUCGAGAUUCCACCAAGUCAGAUCAUGAAGCUGUUCCAACUCUGCCUUAUGACAAACCAUCGCUGACAGACAUCCGAGAAGAAUCAGUCAGGUUGUCAUGGUUACCAGCAUACACAUCCACUCUGCCACCAGAGGGCAAAAAUGUUAAAUACAUCAUCGAGGCUCGUGAAUUGCCAGGGUUUGACUGGCACAAGGUGGCCACAGGUAUCCACGGAAACACUCACAUGGUGAAAAAUUUACGGCCCAACACAGAGUAUGCCUUCAGAGUUCAUGCUGAAAAUCAGUUUGGAACCAGUGACUCCACACAACCUGUAAUGUUGUCAAGACCCAAACCAGUGGAGGAAGAAAUAGCUGAGAAAUUCCAUGUGAAACCACAUGAAUCGAGAGUGCCACCAAAGUUGCCCUCCUCUAAGCCUUUUGUGACAGAAAUGGGCCAGGAAACCGUUCGGCUUGCCUGGAAACCAGCAGUGGCUCCAGUGGCUGCCAAGAAGGUGGCUCCAAUUUCCUACCGCCUGGAGGCCCAGGAGUUACCGGCCAAGGACUGGAUCCCUGUAGCACAUCGCAUCAGGGACACCAGCUACUACCUCCCAGAGCUCAAGUCUGACCGUGACUACAACAUCCGCGUCCGGGCAGAAAACAAGUACGGACAGAGUGAAUCUUCUGAACCACUUUGGAUCCCAAGAGCUACUCAUUUCCCUGGUGUUCCAGUCAGCAGACCUACCAUUGUUGACAUGGAAUCAGAUUCGGUCCGAGUGGCCUGGCAGAAGGUAGAUAUCCCAUCAUUCUCAGCAUCAGACGAGCCUCUUCUGUACAUGUUAGAGAUGCAGGAACCACCAAAACACGACUGGCGACCGAUUGCUAGGGACAUCCCUGACCUUAACUACACAGUGAGGGGACUGACUCCCGGACAGGACUACAGGUUUAGGGUUAAGACAAGGCCCAUGGGUGGAGCUUAUGGUGAACCAUCCCCCUCAACUUCUCUAUACAGAACUUUAGCUACAACCAGAAUCCCCAUAGACAGACUGGAACUAGAAGACACAGAGCCAGACUUUGAGGGGGUCCGCUUAGCCUGGAACCGCGUGGAGAUACCACCAUACCACAGUGAUGAGGAACCACUGCUGUACAUGGUGGAGAUGAAUGAGCCACCACUAGACGAGUGGCGACCUGUGGUGUCUGGUCUACCCACCACGAGGUACCGCGUAACUGACCUCCUCCCAGACAGAGACUACCGCUUCAGAGUAAGGGCCAUAACUCCCUACGGAGUGACGCCACCCUCGUAUGCUCUGCCUGUCUCCUACAGGAGACCAGUGUCAGUCCCCAGCAGAGGACUGCCAGACAUGCCCAGACUUCAGUAUGAUGAGUCAGAUGCCCUGAAGCUCACCUGGAAACCACCAGUGGUUGACACUAAGCGGCCCCUAAGAUACCAGAUCCAGAUGCAGGCCCCUCAGAGUCUGGACUGGCGGCCCCUAGCCUCUGGAAUCACAGACACCAGUUACAGGAUCCGGGGUCUGGGACCCAGCAGGGACUACACAUUUAGAAUUAUCCCAGAGACAAGCCUGGGACCAUUACAACCUCUGCCUCCUGUGUCUCUCACAGCACUCCCAGCCCCCAGAUCUGUUCUACCCAGAAUGCCAGAUAUUUUUGACCUUGAGCCUGACUCUUUGAGAUUGUCCUGGCAACGACCUUACAUUGACUCUACGUUGCCAAUAUCAUACAGAAUUGACGUGCAGGAACCACCUUCUCGUGAGUGGAGACCAAUCGCUACGGGAGUUCCCGACACUCAGUAUCAUGUGACAGGCUUAAGACCAAAUAAGGACUAUCUGUUUAGGGUCACACCUAGAACACCAACGUAUGACAUGGAACCACUUCCUUAUGUGACUCUUACUUCACUGCCAGUACGACCAAGGCUGUUCUCACAGGAGCCCAGAGUAGUAGAGAGAGGCAAAGACUCAGUUCAGUUGACCUGGAGACCUGCUGAGUUACCUUAUUUUGCUCGUCACAAACAACCAAUCCGGUACGCAAUAGAGAUGAGAACUCUACCUAGUGCUAACUGGGAGCCAGUCGCCAGGAACGUACAAGACACUACCUACCUGGUGAAGGGUUUACGACCAGAGAAGGAGUACCAGUUCCGCAUCAAAGCACACACAGAUUUCGGAAGCAGUGAACCUUCACUUCCUGCAACAAUCUACAGGAAACCAGUACCAGUCUUCCCGCGGUAUGAGCCAAUCCUGACCAACCUUAACCCUGACUCCGUGGUCCUCUCCUGGCAGCCAGCCACUCUACCUGGAAACAUCAGUCACAUGCCCAUGGUCACCUACCGCAUCGAGAUCCAGGACCCCCCAGAACGAGGUCACUGGAGGACCUACGUGUCCAACGUCCCCAAGACAAGCUACCACGUGACCAAUCUACGACCAGACAGGGACUACUUGUUCAGGAUCAGGGCCGAGGCCGAUAACAUCAUGACAGAACCAUGCAUGCCCGUCUAUCUGCCAAGAAGAGCCAGUCCACCAAGAAUGCCACAGGAACAACCCUAUGUGUUUGAGCUGCAGCCAAACUCACUGAAGUUACAAUGGAGAUCUGUAGAGCUGCCAUCACGCAUCACGGACUACUCACCAGUCACAUAUCGCCUGGAGGUCCAGGAACUGCCUCGCUCUGAUUGGAUGACUCUGGCCAAGGGAAUCCCACACACGGAUUUCCACGUCACCCACCUGAAUCCAGACAAGGAUUACAGAUUCAGGGUACGGGCAGAAAAUGACAUGGGCAUCAGUGAUCCCACACCAGAAGUCUGUGUCAGGAAACGAGCUGUGGCUCCAUCAAUGCCCCAAGAAGAAUCAUUAAUUUAUGACAUCGGUCCAUCUGGCUCAUUCUGGUUGUCAUGGAGACCAGCCGAUGUGCCUCUGUACCUGGCUGACAGCAGUCCCGUCACGUACACGAUCUACGUCCAGGAGCCCCCCAGCACCACCUGGAGACCACUGGUCAAGAGGAUACCACACCCAUUCUACCACAUCACCAACCUGAGAAAUGACAAAGACUACAGCUUCAGAGUACAGGCAGAGAAUGAGUUUGGCCUCAGUAGACCCACCCUGCCAAUCAAAAUGCUGGGAAUUAAAAGUUGGACAUCUCCUGUUGACAUCCCCGAGAUCACAGACAUAGAUGAUACAAGUCACUCCCUCCGUCUGAAGUGGAGGCCCAGGUCUGUGUCACCGUUCAGUAAGGGUCCCAUCACCUACCAGAUAGAACGCUGGGAGCCCGGACAGAGGAACUGGACCCGCCUGGCCACUGGAAUCAGGGACACCACCUACCAGGUGAAAGGCUUACCGUUCGACCAAGAUCACUUGUUCAGGAUUAGAGCUGAGGCAGAGAAGGUGUUGAGUGAACCAACCUACCCUAUCUCAUUCAACAGGUUUAGAUUGCCCUCUCGUUUCCCAGUGCCUCGUCCUCAGCUAUAUGACGUAGAACCUGAUGCUGUGAGGCUGUCAUGGCUACCACUGCCUAAAGGAAAUGUGGAGGACCCCAUCAUCUUACCUCGGCGUUAUCGUCUGGAGCUGCGUGAGCUUCCAUCUCACGACUGGCGACCAGUGGCCCAUGACAUAGCAGACACCAGUUACAGGGUCACAGGGCUCAAACCCAGGCAGGACUACGAGUUCAGAGUGAGAGGCGUGUCAGAGGAGGGCCCAGGAAGUUACACCAAACCUAUAGCUCUCUACAGGAGGCCAGUGUUACCCAGCACUCCAAUUGGCACACCCAAAUUAGUGGCUGUAAAGGAAGACUAUGUAGACCUCAGAUGGACAUUGGUUGAUGUGCCAGCUCACAGUUAUGAUGAAGAACCACUGGCCUUCCUGAUUGAGGCCCAGACACCACCGAGAUACGACUGGAAACCAGUGGCCCGCAAUGUCAGAGGAACCUCCUACCGCAUCUCCAACCUACAGAGACACCAGGAUUAUCUGUUCCGUGUCCGUGCCGAGUACCCCUCCGGACUGUCCUCACCCUCACCCCACAUCCCAGUCUAUCGCAAACCAAUUCGCCCUGGAAUCCCCAUUGCACGACCUGAAAUCUGGGAAGAGGAACCUCACCAGGCUCGCCUUCGCUGGCGCCACGUUUAUAUCCCCCCGUACGAGAACUUGGACGUCCCACUGAAAUACCAGAUAGAAGUCCAGGAGCCCCCACUCAAGAACUGGCGUACCUUGGUCAAGGGACUGAGCAUGACCGAGCACACAAUCACUGAUCUCGCUCCAAGGAAGGAUUACUUGUUCCGCAUUAGAGCAGAGACCCCCAAUGGUGAUGUGACAGAGCCCACCCCUCCCAUCGCUUACUACAGAUCCAGAUUGCCUAUGACCAGAGAACCCUCCAAAGUGUAUGAAUACAAAGUGUUUGAACAGGACUACAGUGUUCCCUCCCGCUCCUACAUCGACCACCUCACAACCUACAUUCCUCCACGACUGCCCAUUGAGAAGCCAGAGUUGUACACCAUCAGUCCCGAGAGUGUGACGCUGACAUGGAAGCGAGCACGAGUACCAGACAAAAUCAGGGACACCUGUAAUCUGUCUUACACAGUCGAGGUGAGGAACCCCCCUAACUUGGACUGGCGUGAGCUGGUCACGGGACUGACCACUACAAACACGGACCUGAAGGGCCUCCAUCCCCGUCUGGACUAUCUGUUUAGGAUCCGUGCCUGGAAUGAGUAUGGCUGCAGUGAGCCAAGUCUCCCUGUGUCAUUACACAGACCUAUUGAGCUGUCAGAUGACUAUGACUCCGGAGAAGACUGGGAUGAACAGUACAGAGUCACACUAGGAGAUCUAGACACACCAAUUGAUGAAGCUCCACCCAAAUUACCCAUGGAGACCCCCAGAAUCACAGACAGUGGAGAGACUGCUAUGUUGUCAUGGUUACCAGCCAGAAUACCAGCCUAUGCCAAGAAAACACCAAUAACUUACAUCAUAGAAAUCAAGGAGCCCCAUGUUCCUGGAUGGUCUAGACUGACCAGUGGAAUCAGCGAUACCAGCUACUUUAUUGAAGGUUUGAGGCCCACACAGGAUUACCAAUUCAGGGUCAAGGCCGAGACCCAGUAUGGAGUUAGUGACCCCACACUCCCAGCAUCACUGGAUAGACCCAAAGAAAAGGGAAGGAGAUUAGAAUUCCUUCCAGAUAUGGAGUAUUAUGAACUUUUUAAGCGAGACUGGAAUACUAACUCAGAUAAGAACAAGAGACCCAGUGUAGAUCUACUAAGGGAGGACAUAGACUUACCAAUAAAGAGAGAACCCACUCCUUCUGGAGUACCCCCUCGGAUCCCCUCCUCACGACCUUUGAUCACUCAGCAGCUUCCAGACAGACUGUCUAUGUCGUGGAUGCCAGCCCGAGUUCCGUCCUAUGUUAAGAACCAGAAGCUGACGUACGUUGUGGAGAUCCGUGAGCCCCCCAGCACGCUGUGGAGGAGUAUUAAGGAGGAUCUCCGGGACACCGAGUACGACGUGUCAGACCUUAACCCUGAUCAGGACUACCUGUUCCGAGUGCGAGCCAGGAACGAGUAUGGUUUGAGUGAGCCCACCAUGCCGGCUUCAGUCAUCAGGAACAAAGAUGACUACGUGCCCCAUGUAUCCAGUCGGUCUGGAUCUUUCGAUAGUGGGAGUCCGUGGAUCAGAUCCAGGGCGUCUUCUGUAGAGAGCCUGAGGAAACAAAAAUCAUUUGACUUCACAGACGAUGAGUCAGACAUCUACAUCAACAGGGAGAAAAAAGCCUGUCCUCCUGAGUUUAAGUCCACAAAUGAGGAUGUACAUUAUGGAGUGGCAGGGACUUCCUGUAAAGUGACCUUGGGGGUCAAAGGUUAUCCCCUGCCCACUACCUCAUGGUUCUUUAUGGGGGCUGAGGUGGAUUAUGGGGACAAUUUCAAAGCUCACAUAUCCCCAAGUGGUAAUGCUACCCUUGAAAUCAUCAAGUUGACCAGAGACCUGAUAGGGGAGUACAAAUGUACUGCUGAGAAUGAACAUGGAACUGCAACAAAGAUCAUCAAGCUGGAACUGGCAGACCAACCCACUGUCCUUGACCCACUUUCGGAUUUGACCUUGGACAGUCACCAGUCUGGAAAGCUUGUCUGUCGAGUGGAUGGUCUGCCUUAUCCCACAGUCAAAUUCCUCAAGGAUUCCCGCCCCCUGACUAGUACCUCCCGUCUGAGGGUCGAUUACGAGCCCCCAGACACCUGGACCUUGACCUUGGACAAGGUCAUCACUACAGACUCGGGAACAUACACCUGUGUAGCUGAAAAUAUGGCAGGAAAGAGCACCUGCUCUGCUAAAAUCACUGUGGAAGAAAAUGAAGAUCACUUAGAUCGGGACCUUAUGGUGAAGCCCCUCCCCUACAGAGAAACUUUUAUGGAGGAUCACUACCACGUAUUAGAGGAAAUAGGAAGAGGCAGACAUGGUAUUGUGCAUCGAGUCUUAGAUAAGUUUACGGGGAGCGAGUACGCUGCUAAGUUUAUUCAUGUUUGUGAUGAGCACCAGAGAAGAUUCUUCAGGACGGAGCUUAACAUCCUGAGAUGGUUAAAUCAGCAGGGUGUACCUAAACUGGUGGACGCCUUCAUCACAGAGAGGAGGAUCGUUAUCAUUACAGAGAUUGUAACUAAUUAUGACAUCAUAGACAGAGUGCUACAGGACCCCACUCCCACAGAAAGUUUGGUGGCCACAAACAUCAAGCAAUUACUCCUUGUCAUUAAGGAGCUUCACAAGGCAUCCAUCCUUCAUCUGGAUAUCAAGCCAUCAAACAUAAGAUUCAGCUCAAACACAAAUCUGACCCUGAUUGACUUUGGAUUUUCGGAGAGACUUCAGCGCAACGAGGAAGUGAAAAAGAAUUACGGCACUGCAGGAUUUUGUUCUCCGGAGCAAGUUCACAAUGAGGCGGUGACCGAAGCUUCUGAUGUGUGGGCUAUAGGAGCCACAGUCUACACAAUGUUGACUGGAUUGCCUCCCUUCCCAGGCUCCACACAACAGGAAGUACUACAGAGCACCAUCCAAUACAGGUGGCAGGAAGUGAACGAUUUGUCACCAGAAGCCAAUGACUUCCUCUCAAAAAUCCUCAUUAGAGAUCCCAAAGAGAGAAUGACUGUUGAUGGCUGUUUGUCUCAUCCCUGGAUUAAGAAUGCAGAGUCCCAGGGUGGAGUGAUCAGUCGUGACAGGCUCUCUGAAUUCCAGACCCAGUACAAACUUAGGUGUACAACAUCAGCCACUAGGGGUCCAGUCAGACUUCAGCCCCUUCUGUCUGUGUUAGAGGGUAAACAGGAGACUGGUAUCCACGUAGACAAGGACUCAGCUACAGGAGAGUUGUCUUUCCCUGAGUCCGGAUUGUACGGAGAGUUCCUGGAUCAGGAGUCCUGGUUUGACUGGCAAUCAAGAUAUUACUAUGGACUUGAUGCUGAUGAGUCAGACACAGAACUGGAAUCAGUUUGUGGUGACCCUAUCUUAAAGAAGGAGAGGGAGUGGCUACAGAUGGCUGCUGAGGAGAAAAAGCAGCUACAGAGGCCCCAGGACUUCUUCCCUAAGGAAGAGGAGGAGGAAGACAACCCCCAGUUUACCAUCAAGUUACAUGACACUUACUACAGGCCCGGAGAUGUGAUCACCCUGUCUUGUCAUGUCACCAGCUCCUCGACCCUCAGCGUGUCCUGGUUCCAGAAUGAGGAGCUCGUCACAGACGGGAAGAGGAUGAAGACGUCUCUGACAGAGGAGGGGAUAGCUACACUGGUCAUCACCUCAGCCAAAGCCUACGACGACGGCAUCUAUAAAUGUACAGCUAGGAACAAGACUGGGAAGUCAUCUACUUAUGCCAGAGUCAUGGUGGGAGAGACACCUCCUCAGCCUGGUCGACCAGUCAUUUCACAGAUAUCAUCAUGUGACGUCCUGUUACUAUGGGAACCUCCAGAGAAUGAUGGGAACUCUGACAUCAUCAGCUACCGAGUGGACUACAGGCAGUCAGGAUCAGACAGGUGGUGUUUAGGAACUUACUCCAUUAAUGAGUGUGCCUUGGUGACUGGACUUAGUCCCAGUACAUCUUACCGAUUCAGAGUCUGUUGUACCAACAAUGUAGGAGACAGUCCAUACAGUGUGUCCUCAGUCCUCAUCACAACCAAACCAAAAGGUUCUGCUGACAUCAGCUUGGACCCAUUCACAAUCUCCCAACUGUCAAGACAACACGAAGGGCUGUCAUUUUACCAGCCUCCAAAGAACAGACUGUCACCCGAGGACAUCAGCUCAAGGGAGAUAACUCUACAGACCACCAAUGUAGAGGACCAGUACAGCUUAUCUAAUGUUCUGUGGAGAGGAAAUUACUCUUCAUCCUAUGUGCUUUCCACAGACAAGACAAAGAAACUUCAUAAUAUCACAAAAAUUACACCAGUUUCUGAUUUACACAAAGACAGACUAUCGAGAGAGCUAGAAAUUCUGCGUACUCUGAGACAUGAGAGAUUUGUUCAGCUGUAUGAUGCCUAUUUAUAUAUGGACAGAUAUUACUGGAUAAUGGAAUACCUGUCUGGAGUCAAUGUUGUAGAACACUUCUCUUAUAAAUCUAAAUACACUGAGGAUAUGGUUGCCAUAGUGAUACGGCAGGUAUUGGAUGGAUUGCAGUUCCUGCAUUACCAUGGUUAUGCUCACCUUAACAUCCAGCCCAGUAGUGUGAUGAUGGUCAGUCGCCGCCGUCUGGACGUCAGAAUUGUUGAUUUUAGCUUGGUUCAGAAGGUCACCAAGGAAGGUCAAGUUGUUCCCAGGGAGGGCAAUCCUGAGUUUAUGGCCCCUGAAGUGGUUGUCAAGGAGAUGACCUCAUACCCUGCAGAUAUUUGGUCUGUUGGAGUUUUAACUUUCUUAUUAUUGAGUGGGGAAUCCCCCUACAAGGGACAAGAUGAGGAGGCCACCUUUACAAAUGUAGCCUACAAUAGAUACAAUGCCCUGAGUUUGUACGAGAACAUCACAAAGGAAGCGCUCAAAUUCAUCUUCCGGGUCCUCAAACGGGUCUCCAGAAAUAGAAUGACUGCCAGUGAAUGUCUAGAUGACAAGUGGCUGCAGACAUCAGAAACAAUGCUGAAAUUCAGAACAGAAGCUGUGUUUUCAUCAGUUAAGCUCCGUAACUAUGUCACUGAAUCCUUCCUGGAAUCCAUCAAAGCUAGUGAGGCAGAACUGACGAGGCUUAGAGAGAAGUUUCUCAUCAGACAAGAGGUCAAGGUCACAAAGAAAGCUAUAAAGGAGGAUUCAAAGAAAACAGAUCAACAUACUGACAGUGGAGUGAACCAAACAAUGAAGAAGGAGGUCAAGGACUCAGAAAUUGAGUCAGAGGUCAAAAGGUCAGAGGUCAAGAAGAGCUCCAGUGUGGAGGACAUCGCAGAUGAGCUUGUUAAUGGUGCAAUGGAUGAGGCUCUUAAGUCAGAGACAUUAACCUGAAGUGAUAUUAAACCAGAAAGGACUUGAUAAGGAAAAUAUUCACCAAAAA